Nannospalax galili (Upper Galilee mountains blind mole rat) is the source of this 1253-nucleotide messenger RNA. RefSeq names its product chromosome unknown C1orf174 homolog (gene CUNH1orf174). The transcript has 4 exons. The record is from RefSeq and is a predicted model, not a curated record. Lineage: Eukaryota; Metazoa; Chordata; Mammalia; Rodentia; Spalacidae. The coding region runs from base 126 to 830 and encodes 234 amino acids.
CGCGUGUCUGCAGACGCGGGCCUGUGAUUGGCCAUCCCGUGGUGACGUCAGACGCAGCGGCGCCGCGGGCUGGGGCCUUGCGGUUGAGUCUCAGCUGAGAGGCGUUAGGCCGGGCGCUGACCCCCAUGAAGAGAAGGAAGCUCACAGGUGGAGUGCGAUCCUCAGCGCGACUACGGGCCCGAAGUUGCUCUACAGCCGGCUUGGCCCCUGCCCAGGACGUCACCAGCUCCACGUCUGCCAAGACAGCAUGUCUGACUUCCUCAUCACACGAGACCUCAGACAGACGAACUUCCAAGAAGUUCAAGCAUGACAAAGGCCACCUUGCAAAGGCAGAGCCACAGAAACUUGUCCCUCAAAGUGACACUGCUUCUUUGCCAAAAGUGACCCCCACAGCCCCUUGUGAAAAUGAGUUUGCAGAUGUGCCUAGUGGUGAGUCUGCGGUCCCUGCCCAGCAUGAGAGUGGGGCUCUUCCCCACCGUUGCUCCCAAGUGAGUAUAGAUCCCUCAGCAAAGACUGAAGAUGGCCUGUCUACUCUGGAACCCAAUGCCGCUGCGGCAGCCCAGGGGCUUAACAGCAACUCCACCAGGCAGAAGGAGCCUGUGCCCGGGGCAGAGGAUGCUCGGGUGCCCCAGCUGCAGAUGGACAACAGCAUCUUCCUAGACGAUGACAGCAACCAGCCCAUGCCUGUGAGCCGCUUCUUUGGAAAUGUUGAGCUCAUGCAGGACCUGCCGCCAGUCUCCUUAUCUUGUCCUUCGAUGAGCAGAAGAGAAUUCAGAAAAAUGCAUUUUAGAGCCAAAGACGACGAGGAUGAGGAUGACGCAGAAGUGUAGACAGCUCUCCACACAUUCAGUGCUGUCAGCAGGCUAACGAUUAGUUUUAAGAUUUCUGUAAAAUGUAUCUCAAAGAGGACAGAUUUUUAGUUGAACUCAAAAUUGACUCAUAAAAGUCACCAGCACAAGACAGCCACCUCCUGUGGAAGGUUCCUGGAGCCCUGAGCUGGUGCUGCUGCUGCUGCAUGUGAUGUCUUUGCGGGUCAGCAAGGGGCCAGGCUGCAGAAGGAGACUCCUAGGCAUAUUGGUUUGAUAAUGCCCAAGCUUCUUUUCCAUUACCAAAAUCUUACUGUUGAGAUGAAUUCAAAGCCAGUUCUUAAAGAACACUGCUGUUUAUGAAUGUGAAGCUAAUUAUUUACCUUGAGACUUCUGCAAAGUGCAUAUGAAAAAUAAAAUAUAUUUUGAAAAUUUUUAAAAAUUUUA